Messenger RNA from Periconia digitata, 1077 nucleotides. The record is from the annotation of a GenBank genome assembly. Lineage: Eukaryota; Fungi; Ascomycota; Dothideomycetes; Pleosporales; Periconiaceae.
UUCUCAGUCUACAAGCAAUCAUCGAGUUUCCGAUCCGACGCCAUGUCACAAACAACAUCAGCGACACUCCCCACUCUUUUUAUCACAGGCGCCCUUGGGUACAUUGGAGGAACGUUUUUGACAGUCUUGAAACGAUCCCAUCCGUCAAUCCUUGUGCGCGCCCUGGUCCGUGACGAAUCACAAGCAGAGACUUUGUCCAGCUUCUACGGGUGGACCGUCACACCCGUUAUCGGCCGACUAGACGACUUAAAAUAUAUUCAAGAGGAAGCUUCAAAAGCAGACAUUGUGAUCCAAGCAACUGGCGACAACAGAGAAGCUGUCAUGGCUCUGCUGAACGGUACCACUAAGAACCCGAAACAUCAGUCUGCCGACAUCAAAGAACGGCCAAUCUUUAUGCAUAUCGCAGGCGCCAGUAAUGUGGGUUAUAGUAAACUAGGCGAGAACUCUCCCCGAGUUUGGAGCGAUGUGGAUGAUUGGGAAGACAUAAAGGCCCUUGAUGAGACGCGAAUCGGUGUUCGCACCGACAACGCCAUCCGCAAAUUUUCCGCAGAAAACAAUGUUCGCGCCCUUGUUCUUUCGCCACCAACGAUUCUCGGUCGCGGCCUCGGUGCCGGAAAGACGGAAACUCAUCAGCGUACAAUGUACGACCUCAUUCUUGAGAAGGGUUCCGUGUUUUUGGGUGGUGCUGGCACGAAUGCUUGGAGUACUAUCUCGAUUGAGGAUCUCGGUCGCGCGUGCGUCUUCUUGCUAAAUGAAGCCAUGAAAGGGAAUGAUAGUCAUAUUGAGUUGGGGGAGAAUGGAUAUUAUUUCAUUGAAGCAUUUGAACUGUCGCUUGCGGAAAGGGCCAAGGCGUUUGCGGAGAGAUUGUAUAGCGAGGGGAAAAUAGCAACGUCCGAGGUGGGAUUGAAGACGAUGGAGGAGUUCCAUGAAGAUUUUGGGAAUUUCGGGGAAUUUGCGUCAUAUCUGUUUUGCAGUAGUUCGCGGGUCAAAGCAGAUAAGCUGAGGAAACUCGGGUGGAGGCCUGUGGACUAUGACUGGCUGCGCAUGGUCCAGGAAGCCCCAGGCUAUAGGAUUUAG